GAGUGGAGUGGGGGCUGAUUUUUCCGGAUGCUAACGGGGAGUACCAGUCGCCUAUUAACCUGAACUCGAGAGAAGCUAAAUACGACCCCUCGCUCCUGGAAGUGCGUUUGUCACCGAACUACGUGGUGUGUCGUGACUGUGAAGUCAUCAACGACGGGCAUUCGAUUCAGAUUGCCCUGAAGUCAAAAUCAGUGUUAACAGGGGGGCCGUUACCUCGAGGACAUGAGUUUGAACUGCACGAUGUUCGAUUUCACUGGGGGAGAGAAAACCAGCGUGGAUCUGAACACACAGUUAAUUUUAAGGCCUUUCCUAUGGAGCUUCAUUUAAUGCACUGGAACUCCACACUGUACAGCAGCAUUGAUGAGGCCGUAGGGAAGAAGCACGGCAUAGCUAUUAUUGCUCUGUUUGUGCAGAUAGGAAAAGAGCACGUAGGACUAAAGGCUGUAACUGAAAUUCUCCAGGACAUCCAGUACAAGGGAAAGUCCAAAACAAUACCCUGUUUUAAUCCCAACUCUUUAUUGCCAGAUCCUCUUCUGCGUGACUACUGGGUGUAUGAGGGCUCGCUCACCGUUCCACCCUGCAGUGAAGGCGUCACCUGGAUAUUAUUUCGCUAUCCUUUGACUGUGUCCCAAGUGCAGAUAGAGGAAUUUCGUAGACUGAGGACACAUGUUAAAGGUGCUGAACUUUUAGAGGGCUGUGAUGGAAUCCUAGGAGAUAACUUCAGACCAACUCAGCCACUUAGCGACAGAGUCAUCAGGGCUGCAUUUCAGUAGCAGAAAAAGAAGAACAAAAAUAAACGUUUGUUCAGAGAGGGGGAAGACAAUGCUCCCACAGUGCCCUCAGAUGAGAAAUGGAAACUUUUGAGGCUGCUGCUCCAGUUGGACCACAAAGCCUGUAUUGUGUGUCUUCAUCUGAUUCAGCCUUGAUAGACAGCUGUGACAGUUGGUCUGUCCACACGGUCCAGUGAAAUUCUGGGAAUGGGGCUGUACAUUAAAAGAAGAAAACACGUUAAAUCUUCCAAUUCACACUGUUCACUAUCUUUAAAUGGUAGUUAUCAUUGCUUAUAUAGUUUCUUUGCCAUAGCAUUCAAUCUGUGAUCCAAAUAGUACUAAUUUUAAGCUUGGUAUGAAUGUUAAUAUGUAGAAAUAUUCAUUUUGAAUGUUAGGUUGAAUUUUAUUCCAUAUCAUGUGUUGUACUGUCAGUAACCAUCUUUUCUGUAGGGGGGAGGUACAUUCUAUAAAGCUAAUUAAAACAUUGUCUGCUCACCAAGA
Molecule: messenger RNA, 1271 nt
Organism: Eurypyga helias (sunbittern)
Lineage: Eukaryota; Metazoa; Chordata; Aves; Eurypygiformes; Eurypygidae
Gene: CA8
Product: carbonic anhydrase VIII
Exons: 8
Molecular function (GO): zinc ion binding; carbonate dehydratase activity
Source: RefSeq, a predicted model, not a curated record